Molecule: messenger RNA, 1284 nt
Organism: Kalmanozyma brasiliensis GHG001
Lineage: Eukaryota; Fungi; Basidiomycota; Ustilaginomycetes; Ustilaginales
Exons: 1
Coding region: 1-1284 (427 amino acids)
Biological process (GO): tRNA modification
Molecular function (GO): RNA binding
Source: RefSeq, a predicted model, not a curated record
AUGCCGUCGAAACGCAAGCGCUCCGGACCCGGUUUCAACCGUGACACCGACUCGGGGCCAAAGCGCUCCAAACCUUACCAUCAGGUGUACAGGGUCGCCGCCAAGAACAUCUCGGGUCCGGGAAUUUUCGUUACAUGCGUCCAGUCCAAGGAGCGCAAGGCGGCGCUGCAGUUCAUUGAUCUGUUGAAUGAGGUCGCGGAUCGAUUGUACCCGGGGGUGGUGCCGCAGCCGCAGCCGCAGGAGGGGGAGGCGAAGAAGGAUGUCGGCAUGACAGAGGAGGAAGAUAUGGAUGCUUUGCGCAACGGGGCGAUUGCAGAAGCGAGCGUUCCACCACCAGCAACGGAGACGGAGACCAUCGAGGCAGCGGAAGGUUCCACGACAAAGCAGGCGGAAGCCAAGAAGAGCGACGAGGACGACAUCGCAGCGCAGAUCGCCGCCGAGCUAUCCGACAUCAAGUCGUCGGAGCGCUCUCGUGGUCCUUCCAACAAGAAGGCUGCAGCGCCGCGGUUCAAGAAUGUCGAAACGGACACCGAGUGUUUCCUGUUCAUCUCGGUGAGCCCGCCAUUCGACCCGUACCUUCUCGUAUACACGAUCCUGUCCGACGUGGAGCUGUCCGGCGAGCCGCGGUCUCGCUUCGUUCAGCGCCUCACACCCGUCAUCGCCACAUGCGCCGCGAAUCAGACCGACCUCACAACCCUCGCGCGCACCAUCCUGCCCUCUUACUUCUCGACCAACCCGGACGAAGGAAAGACCUUCAAGAUCGACCCGCGCAUCCGAUCGCACUCCAAACUCAAACGAGGCGAUGUCAUCCAGGUCAUCGCAUCCAACAUCCCCACUGCCGAGCCCGAGGUCGAAGGUGGGGAAAGAAGAAGGGUGCACAACGCCAACCUGACCAAUCCGGACUAUUGGAUCGUGGUGGAAGUGGUCAAGAACUCGGCGGCGAUCAGUGUCGUAAAGGAUUAUGAGCGGUUUAAGAAGAUGAACCUGCAGAUGGUGGCACAGGCGGCGAACGAGAAGCGGGCGGUGGAGGGCGGGGAGGUAGGGGCGGGCGAGGGGAGGAUCGCGGCGAGUCUGGCAAAGACCGAGAAGACGACAGCGAAGGAGACUGCACAGGUAGCGCAAGUGACAGAAGGCGAGGAGAAGACCGCACAGGUAGCGCAGGCGACAGAAGGUGAGAAGGAUGAGGAGGCAGCGGCGGCGCAAACACAAGCACAGGCAGAAGAAGCGCCAGCGUCAAAGGAGAACGGGGAGGAACAGCAGAUGGCCAACUUCCGCCUGUUCUAG